CUGCAGGUCUUCUCAGAGGACCUGCGCAGCUUCCUGUAGAUGGCAACAGUGCCACCUGUUUGACCGGUGGGGCUGAGCCAAGGACUGAAAGAGGGAGGAGGCAAACAACUCGCAGAGGAGCUGGACAGCAGUGCGGUGCAGCGCAGAGAGCAGAGUGGAGCUCCCAGCCGCUGAAAAAAAGGCCCUCACCAUGGCCGAGUCCCCUGGCUCCUGUUCCGUCUGGGCCCGCUGCCUCCACUGCCUGUAUAGCUGCCACUGGAGGAAAUGCCCCAAAGAGAGGAUGCAAACCAGCAAGUGCGACUGUUUCUGGUUUGGCCUGCUCUUCCUCACCUUCCUCCUCUCCCUGGGCUGGCUGUACAUCGGUCUCAUCCUUCUCAAUGACCUGCACAACUUCAAUGAAUUCCUAUUCCACCGAUGGGGACACUGGAUGGACUGGUCCCUGGCAUUCCUACUGGCCAUCUCUCUGCUGGUCACAUACGCAUCCUUACUAUUGCUCUUGGCCUUGCUCCUGCGACUCUGCGGCCAGCCUCUGCAUCUGCACAGUGUCCACAAGGUGUUGCUGCUGUUCAUUUUGCUUCUUGUGGCCAUUGGACUUGUGGGACUCGACGUCCAAUGGCGACAGGAAUGGUAUAGUUUACGUCUGUCACUGCAGGCCACAGCCCCAUUUCUUCAUAUUGGAGCAGUUUCAGGAAUCACCUUACUGGCCUGGCCUGUGGCUGAUACCUACUACCGUAUCCAACGAAGAGGUCCCAAGUGUCUGCUACUGCUCCUAUUUUUUGGAAUUUCCCUGGCCAUCUACCUGGCCCCCUUAUGCAUCACCUCACCCUGUAUCAUGGAACCCAGAAACUUACCCCCCAAACCUGGGCUGGUGGGUCACCGAGGGGCCCCCAUGCUGGCCCCCGAGAACACCUUGAUGUCUCUGCGGAAAACUGCAGAAUGUGGAGCUUCUGUGUUUGAGACUGAUGUGAUGGUCAGCUCCGAUGGAGUUCCUUUCCUCAUGCAUGAUGAGCACCUGCGCAGGACCACAGAUGUGGCCUCUGUUUUCCCAACCCGAACCACCACCCACAGCAGUGACUUCUCCUAUGCUGAACUGAAGAGACUCAAUGCUGGGGCCUGGUUCCUAGAGAGAAACCCCUUCUGGGAAGCCAAGCAGUUGUCAGUCUCUGACCAGAUAGAGGCUGGGAAUCAGACAAUACCAACACUGGAAGAGCUACUGAAAGAAGCUGCAGCCCUCAACCUUUCCAUCAUGUUUGAUUUGCGCCGUCCCCCACGAAACCACACAUACUACGACACUUUUGUGAAUCAGACACUGGAAACUGUGCUGAGGGCAAGGGUGCCCCAAGCCAUGGUCCUUUGGCUACCAGAUGAAGACCGAGCUAAUGUCCAACAACGGGCACCCAGAAUGCGCCAGAUAUAUGGACAGCAUGAAGGCAACAGAACUGAGGGAACCCUGUUUCUGAACCUCCCCUAUCAAGAACUGCCAGAUUUGGAUAUCAAGACACUGCACCAAGAUAAUGUUUCGGUGAACUUAUUCGUAGUAAACAAGGCUUGGCUCUUCUCACUACUCUGGUGUGCUGGGGUGGAUUCGGUCACCACCAAUGACUGCCAGCUUCUGCAGCAGAUGCGUUACCCCAUCUGGCUAAUUCCCCCUCAAACCUAUCUAAUGAUGUGGAUUGUUACCAAUUGUGUGUCCACCCUUCUGCUUUUGUGGACCUUCCUCCUCCAAGGGAGAUGUACUAAGGAGAGAGAGAGAACUGGCUUAGAAACCGCUGUGCUGCUCACCAGGAUCAACAAUUUCAUGAUGGAGUGAAUAUCCUAACCUGGCCCUAGCCAGCCCAAAUCUGCAGCCUGUCUGCAUUGGCCAACAGCAAGGAAGGGAGAGAGACUGAGAUGGAGAGUUUGUUGGGGUUGGCAGUCAGGAUACAAUGUCAACAGGAGCUUCUGACCUUUGAAAGCCCUCUGGAAUCUGCUCUCUUUGAGGUAGUAUUACCUGAAGUAGUUAGGAAGACAGUGACUCAUAAGAGGGUUCUCAAUGAAACUACAACAAAAGAAGUGAAAAGGAGAUUGCCAAAAUAAUGUUUCAGACCUGUAUGCCAAUAUUCUUGUGUAGAAGGCAUGGGUGUGUCAGGGAUGGGGCAGCUGGACCAGUGUGUGAAGAUGAGAAAGAAAUGCGACAAGUGUAAAAUGAUGGAGAGACCAACCCUACUCCAUUCUCCAUUUGCCUCCCCUGGCCCCUUCAAUUUAGCUGCAUUUCUAGCUAGAGACUGGAAGUUAAAGAUUCCAUCUAUCCAUGUAAUUCCGUGCCUUCAGGUGGCUUUUAGCUGUGCUCAGUACUUUUUCCAAGACAAGAUGGUUCCUGUAUCUUUUCUGUUAAUCCGUUAAUCUGUCGAUUUGUUGUUAUUCAAUGAAUGCAAUUCUCAUUUGG
This is a messenger RNA of Sorex fumeus (smoky shrew), 2425 nucleotides long. It is a transcript of the gene GDPD2, whose product is annotated as glycerophosphodiester phosphodiesterase domain containing 2. Lineage: Eukaryota; Metazoa; Chordata; Mammalia; Eulipotyphla; Soricidae. The transcript has 16 exons. Gene Ontology annotation, biological process: lipid metabolic process. Gene Ontology annotation, molecular function: glycerophosphodiester phosphodiesterase activity. The coding region runs from base 191 to 1810 and encodes 539 amino acids. The record is from RefSeq and is a predicted model, not a curated record. Gene Ontology annotation, cellular component: membrane.